Ahaetulla prasina is the source of this 2875-nucleotide messenger RNA. RefSeq names its product keratin, type II cytoskeletal 5-like. The coding region runs from base 38 to 1444 and encodes 468 amino acids. The record is from RefSeq and is a predicted model, not a curated record. Gene Ontology annotation, cellular component: keratin filament. Gene Ontology annotation, molecular function: structural constituent of skin epidermis. Gene Ontology annotation, biological process: intermediate filament organization; keratinization. NCBI's taxonomy places the organism in Eukaryota, Metazoa, Chordata, Lepidosauria, Squamata, Colubridae. The transcript is spliced from 10 exons.
GCUUUUCUCUCUUCACUUGCAGCACUCUUCUGACACAAUGGACCAGCAGCCCCUUCCUCCUGAGAACCGGCGAAGAUCUUCAGUCUCCACCAUUGGCUGCAGUGAUGAGUCCCAGAUCAAUGGGACGCAACCCCACUCAGCCAACUCCUCCUUCAAAAGAGGCAACAGCAGCAAAAGUUUCCAUAACUUUGGGAGAAAUCACAGGAUCUCCUGCUACACGGGCCACCAGCCGAAAAACUUUAGAGGUAGUAGUUUAGAUAUGGAAAGUGUUACAGACCAUAGCUUUCUGGCAGAUAGCUACAGUCCUGGAUAUACAGACAUUUCCAAGUCAGGCUAUAGAAAUGACGGGUUAUUCGAGGUUAGCAUUAACAAGCUGCUCUUAGAACCCCUCUAUCUGGGAGUUGAUCCACAUGAUCAUCAAGUCAAAGUCCAUGAAAAGGAUCAAAUGAAAGACCUGAACACACAAUUUGCUAGCUUCAUUGACAAGGUCAGAAGCCUGGAGCAAAGAAACAAGAUGCUGGUAACCAAGUGGGAACUGCUGCAAAACCAGAAACUGCCAAUGGUUAAGAAAGAUUUGAGCAUUCUGUUCGAAAACUACAUCGCUAAUCUGAGGAAAAAAAAUGAUUAUAUAUUUAAUGAAAAGAAUAAGUUGGAAAACCAGCAGCGAAUAAUGCAGGAGCUGAUUGAGGAGUACCAAAACAAAUAUAAAGAGGAGAGUAGUAGAAAAGAACACUUAGAGAAUGAGUUUGUCCUGCUCAAGCAGAAAGUAGAUAAUGAAUUUAAACAACAGAAGGAACUGGAACUGAAGAGGGAGUUGUUGAUGGAGAAUAAGGAGUUCCUGAAAUAUUUUUUUAUGGAGGAACGUGCUGUAUUGCACUGCCAUCCCUCUGAGACAGCUGUGGUGCUCAAUAUGGACAACAGCAGAGACUUGGACAUGGACAUCCUCAUCAAGAACAUUGAUUGUUGGUAUCAGAACGUUGCCCAAAGAAGCAAGGAAGAAGCUAACCUUUUUUAUCAAAACCAGAUUGAGGAUCUUCAGAACAAAAAAUGCCAGUGCAACGAAAGCCUGCAAAAAACCAAUAGUGAAAUUACCGAGUUGAACCGGGUCAUCCAUCUGAUGCAGUGCAAAGUUGAUGCUGAGAAGAAAAAGACGGCUGCUUUGCAAAUAGGCAUUGGGGAUGUUGAACAUAAAGGAGACCGUGCGAUGAAAGAUGCCCGAGCAAAGCAAACAGACCUUCAGAACCGCAUACAGAAUUCCAAGGAUCAAUUGGCUGUCAUUUUACGGGAUUACCAGGAUCUCAUGAAUACCAAAUUGGCCCUGGAUAUUGAGAUUGCAACGUACAAAACAAUGCUGGAAGGAGAAGAGAACAGGAUACGCAGAGGAGGAACUGUGAGGAUGGCACUCACAAAUUCUACUUAUCCACAGCAUAACAUGAAUCAUUAAAAUGAAGCAACACCAAUCACUGAAUGCAUAUAUGGAAUCUGAUUGCUGCUGCCAUGUGAAACUCCAGUGAAGAAGUUGCAUCUAAUCAGCUGACUGCCAGAGAAUUUGUGGAACCUGGGUUCCACAAAUGCAAUUAAUACAAAAAGGAGCUGGGGCUUCACUAUAAAUUAAUCACAUGAAACAAUGGUUUUAUUUGAAUAUCAUGAUAAGAUUAGUCUUAGUCUCCUUUCAGGCUCAAGUAUCCCUUUCAACUGCAUCCAGUUUUGGUCACCAUAAUACAAAAAAAAUAUUGAGACUCUAGGAAAAAAUGCAGAGAAGAGCAACAAAGAUGAUUAGGGGACUGGAGGCUAAAAUUUAUGAAGAAUGGUUGCAGAAACUGGGAAUGUAUAGUCUAUUAAAGAGAAGAAUUAGGGGGUGACAUAUUUAAGUCAUAUUUAAGGGGCUGUCACAAAGAAGAAGGGGGUGGGUGUCAACACAUUCUCCAAAGCACCUGAAGGCAGGACAGGAAGUAACAUAUUGGAAACUUAUUAAGGAGAAAUCCAACUUAGAACUAAGGAAAAAAUUCCGAACAGUAAGAAUGAGUAAUCAGUGGAAUGGCUUGCCUUCAGAAGUUAUGGGUGCUUCAUCACUGGAGAUUUUUUUAAGAAGUGAUUGGAGAGCCAUUUGUCUGGGUGUCUACAGGGGGUAGGGUCUACAGGGGGUUGGACUACAGGGGGUUGGACUAGAAGACCUCCAAGAUCAUGUCCAAUUCGUCUGUUAUUCUGUUCAUCUUGUCUCCUUUGCUGAUUGGAAGGCUUGGGUUCCACUUUUUAUGAGUGGCAACAAACUAUAGUUAACUAUGGUUGUCUCAAAACUGUCAAAUUUAAAGUACUAUUUAUAAAGCUGGUUUGUUUUCACUGUCAUUUCUACGAAUUUUAAAUUUUCACAUUAUGUUCCACUGUAGACUUUAUCUGUGAAGUAGACAUAUCCUUAAAAAAAUAUGGGUUGCUGGUAGGCUAACGGGCUCUAUCUUAAUAUUCACCAAUAGAAAGCAGUCUUCUGGGGCAAUAUUGUGACCUGUUUCAAUAAUGGACAGAGAUGGGUCAGUAGGGAGAAGUCAACUCCAUCACCUUUUUGUGCAGUGCCAGGAUGCAUACAAAAGUUGGACUUCUAGAGUUUUGGUUGUGCAGACCAACCUGUUUUCUUGAAACAAAGCCAUUAACCAUCACUAUCUCUGUGUGGGACUCAUCAUGAGUAUGGGUUAAAAUGCUCCCCCCUCCUCCUGGUUGGGACUGGUGAAUGGCAAAGAACAAAUUAGUCAAUUCAUCACUGCAUUUUUCUCAUGCUCAGUUGACAUAAUGAUAAUGGAUCAGCAAUAAUAUAAAAAAAGGUCAGGUGAAGAGGCUUCUCAUUUCUCCCCAUUUCCUCCCAUCUUCUAUAAAGCCUAGUGUU